Molecule: messenger RNA, 1311 nt
Organism: Botrytis sinoallii
Lineage: Eukaryota; Fungi; Ascomycota; Leotiomycetes; Helotiales; Sclerotiniaceae
Exons: 2
Coding region: 1-1311 (436 amino acids)
Source: RefSeq, a predicted model, not a curated record
AUGACGGAAGAAUUUGUAUUACAGGCGGGAGGCAAUCUCCCGAUGGAAAUAAAAAUGCUCAAAGGGCAACGGGACGCACUGCUAGAGCAGUUGCGCAAAUUUCGCGAAGAAUCUCCCCCCAGAUCGCCAUUUGAACCAUCUGAACUCGAAUGGCAUCAUUCUUUCGAUGACAAUGUUAGUGAUAGUCUUUCUGGCAGGCUGAAGGUAGAGAUGAGAAUUUGGAGUAGAAGAGAAGCAAAAGAUCUCUCUCAACUCAACGAUCUCCAGGGCAGUGACCGUGAGUGUUUUUUCAAAGAAGUAGCGAAAAUAGUCCUUCUGGAUGGACCGGACAAACAGGAAUUUCCAAAGGGUCUUCGGGGACAACCCAGAACAUUAAUAACUAUUCUUGAAGCUCUGCUUACCCAUCAUUUGUUCACGACUGUCUAUCCCGAUCCUUUCUUCUUCUUAGGUGAAGAAACAUCCCGAAUUCUCAACGAUAUCAUGUCGUUGGGCAACAUCUACACCUUAAAACUCAUUCAUCCAUUACGCAAGUCUCCAGAUGAAUUAUUGGUCAAAUCGGAAACAAAAAAGCUCUUGCGCAACGCUGCAAUCUCCGGAGCUACAAACUUUAUGCGGAGUCCCGCCAAAUAUAUCAUGAAAGGUCACCCGGAUGCACUACAGAAACUUGGGGAUCUGUAUAUGCAGGGCGCCGAGCAUUCUUACAGGAUUUGGGGUAGGGAACCAAUGAUAAAGCUUCUUGACGCCUCCAACUUCUUGGGCCAGCCAUUUGAUCUCCAGAAUCCCUACAUGAAAGUAGUCGACAGGGUCUACCAAAGUCCCGAUAUCAAUCCAAAUGGCCAGCCAAUAUCUAUGGUUUGCUCGCCUGCGAUCCUGAGGUAUGGGCUCGGCCUUGCAGAUAUAGGUUACUAUGAGAAGAGAUGGUGGCAUGAGUUCCACGAGUACCGACGUGCAGGUGUGUGGUUUCAUGUUCCUAAGCCCGGGGAUGCCGAUCAAGAUUUUGAGGAAAAGACUCUUCCUCCCCGACCAUCGAAAGACUUGGAGCCAGCAACUCUUCCUCCCAGAAGUGAUUUGAGCGCAGAAGCUCUAGGUGAAAGAAUGCUUAAGCGUUUCGACAGAGCGACUUUGCUUGACCUCGUCAAACCCUACCUAGACGAUUUCGCUGAACAGCUAAGACCUGUGCUAGAAGGGUUACGCGGGGAAAUAGCCCAACGAAUUGAAGAGCGCGACGAAAUGGAAAAGCAAAGAGACGAAUUCAGAAGCAAGUACGGCGAGGCUCUUCAAUCAAUAGAGCGCCUCAGAUCUGGGAUGUGA